Thelazia callipaeda (thelaziosis nematode) is the source of this 2760-nucleotide messenger RNA. Lineage: Eukaryota; Metazoa; Nematoda; Chromadorea; Rhabditida; Thelaziidae. The record is from the annotation of a GenBank genome assembly.
AUGCUUGCUUCAUAUUCUCUUGCUUUCCCUCAAUGCACAGUUAUGGAAAAUACUGUCAAUGAAACCGAUGCAAACGAAUCCUGUGAUUUAGAAGAGGAAAAAUCAUUAUGUGAUGAUGAGUGCAGCAUGAUUGCAGACAGCGAAAUUAUUUGCAUAGAUUCAUCCAGUGAAAGCUCAGAAAAUGAAAAUUUUGAAUCCGGUGAUUUUGAUGAUGAGAAAGCAAUUACUAAUGGCGUUAAUUAUGAGAACAGUACGGGCAGUAGUGAUGUUGCUUGCAUGCAUUCGUCUGGUGAAAACUUCACAAGUGACCCUGUCAGAGGUGUGGAGUUCUGGCAGCUCAUGCGAAAUUGUGCUCAACAGAAGAUCAAAGUGCUUUUAUAUUCAUAUCAUGGUCAGAAUUUCUGUGCACUCGGUAAUGCCUUACUUCAUCGUAAGGCUGAAACAAAUUUAAAAAAACCGUCCGAUGAUAUUGGAUAUUAUGAUGUCGACUGUGUAGUUCUGCUUUGUUCUUGUAUUAAAAAUUCUUUUGAAAAGUACAAGGAAGAACUAUUCAGAGGUAGAUUCAGACGUCGUCGUGCAGUUGAUGCAUCAACUUUUCACGAAAUGAAGCCAUAUUUGUUGGGCGAAACGGACAUUCAGCCAUCAGUGAUAGACCCACAUGGACCUAUACCCACGUUUAAAAUAGUUUCGUCGGUAAAAGACGAACCCGGGCAAAAAAAUAACACUUUUCUCACUGAUUGGCCUACAAAUAGUACAUAUGAAUCAAUGGUAGUCGAUGGCAUAGAAGCAGAAUUUUUUUGUAAAUCGUGCUAUAUGGAGUUCUUAUUGGAUUGGCUCGUAUGUACCAAUUUAGAAUGCAUUAAGAACACAAGUGUUCUUAAGUUAACAGAAGAGCAAAAGAUUCAGCUGAACGCUAAGAAUGAGAAUUGCCAUUACGUUUUUAUGAAAAUUAAUGACUUACCAACAACACAUUUUUACGGUGCUGGCUUUGGUUUGGAUCAAAUACAAGCUUUCUGGGCAGCCAGCCGAAGUAUAGUGAGACGCUUAUAUCACGCUGGCUUUGUAACACCUGUUUUAUAUCACACUAUUGGAAAAUCAGGCCGGCCCAAAUUACCAAUCAAAAUGAAACGUUGGCGGAGAAUUAAGGAAUGGCGACAUGUAAAGAAUGCUGUUGAAUUGUUCAUGAAAGAAAUGGCAAAAAGAAUUCCUCAUUGGGUGAAGCUUACAAAUAAUGGGUAUAAUAAUGAGGAAUUUGUGAGGGCAAUAAAUGAAGUAAUUGAAAUGGUUCGAGUUACUGCAGAAAGACAAGAAUCGAAAGUGAAUGAAUAUAUUAGAAGAAAACGGAAAGCAGAAGACGAACUUGAAACAAGUAUGCUCAGAUUGAAGCGAAACCGCAUUUUCACCCAGAUGGAAGAUCCAAUGAAAUCAAAGUUUGAGGACAGCUCAAGAAAAGCUACGAAUUCGUCAUCAUGGAGUGCUGCUGAUGCAAAUACGGAAAUGUUGCAAAAUGGUGCUUCUGUUUCCAGAAACGUUCGUUUUGGUGACGACUCAGAUGAAACUUCCGACGAUGAUGAGGAUUGUCCUUGCGUGAAAGUUCGCAUUGAAAGUCCUUUAUCCUCCUUACCUGUGACAUCUAUGUCUUUUGGAUAUUCAGAUCCGAAAUGUCAAGCUUUUCGUUCAGUUUUAGGAGUGAGCUGUGUAGAAGAUGCUUUGGCAAUACGAAUUGUUAUUAAGGAAAAAAAAACUAUGUUCGUAAAUGAAUUCAAAUCGUUCGAUGAACAUAUUUGGAAACAUUUUUUAGUCAAUGCUCAGGAUGAUCGAACAUUCUCCUGGAAGAUGGUAGUGCGACAAAAACUCUUGGCACUUAUUCGUCAGAUAUAUCGUGAUGCAAAUUUGAUAGCUGUCGGUUCUACUGUAAAUGGCUGUGGUUCAUAUAAUUCAGAUAUGGAUUUAUGUCUUUGUCAACCCCAAGCAAAUCCAGCCGUUAAUGCCCAUAGCUUUGCUAUUGGUGUUUUGAAAAAACUGUACAAAAAAUUCGUCAUGAAUUGGCGUGAAAUGUUCAAAAGAUGUAACUACAUACCUGCCAAAGUGCCAAUUAUAAAGCUGGAAAUGGCUGCACCGUAUGAAGAAUUAGAAAUCGAUAUUAAUUGUAAUAAUAUAGCAGGAAUAUAUAACUCACAUCUUCUUCAUUAUUAUUCAAGGAUCGAUGAUCGUUUUCCUGCAAUAUGUUUGCUUGUGAAACAUUGGGCGAUCAAUGCUGGUAUUAACAAUCCAAUGACUGGCACGUUGAAUAGUUACUCUCUCAUUUUGAUGGUGUUGCACUUCUUACAAUGUGGAUCAUUGCCUCCAGUUUUACCGAAUCUUCAAUUCCUCUAUCCCAAUUUGUUUAAUGCAACAUGCAGUGUUGACGAUUUGGAAUUAUUUAGAGAAUUGCCAUAUCCGUUGCCAACUCGUGAAAUCAAUACAGAAACAGUUGGUGAACUGCUAUUAGCAUUUUUCGAUUAUUACGCUCGUUUUGAUUUCAAGAAUAAAGCAAUAUCGAUUCGUAAUGGAUGCAUAUAUAGCAGGACAAAUUUACCUGGUAAUACUGUGCGAUUCAAAAUAUUCAUUGAAGAACCGUACGAUCAGAAGAAUACAGCACGUUGUGUGACUAGUAUUGACAAUUUGAAUUUGAUCAGGAAAGCUUUUAUUGCAGCACGAGACGCAUUUCUGCUAAUUAGAUCUGGUCCACCAAAUCUAGAAUAUAUUAAUGUUCACUGA